CAAUAAAUUGCACAUAAUUAUUUUGGGUUUUAUGAUGUGUGACGUGGACAUGGGUAGGUGUUUUUCUUCUCCAAACGGACAUGAUAAAAGCACACUGCUUCUUGCGCUGGCCUACUUUACUUCAUAAAGAGGAGAUGCUGUCAGCACGUCCAUCAGCCCCGCAACUACAAGAAAUGCAAUAUAACAGGGACCCAGACACUGUUGUGACCAUAGUCAACCCUGUGGAGCAUCCCAGAGACUAUGUGGUAUGGUCCAUCUGCAGCUUCUUCCACUUAAACCCCUUUUGCCUCGGACUGUUGGCGCUGAUCUUCUCAUUCAAGGCAAGAGACAUGAAGGUGACUGGAGACCUGCAGAGAGCCAGGGAAUACGGCAAUUGUGCUCUGGGCUUCAACGUGGCCGCGCUGAUCAUUCUUAUUUUGACUAUCUUGAUUCUUGUAAUUGUUUUUGGAAUUAUACCCUUUUCCAGAUACCUGUUUAAUUCUUAUUGAAUUAU
Messenger RNA from Gadus chalcogrammus (walleye pollock), 493 nucleotides. Its product is annotated as dispanin subfamily A member 2b-like. NCBI's taxonomy places the organism in Eukaryota, Metazoa, Chordata, Actinopteri, Gadiformes, Gadidae. Gene Ontology annotation, cellular component: plasma membrane. The record is from RefSeq and is a predicted model, not a curated record. The transcript is spliced from 3 exons. The coding region runs from base 81 to 488 and encodes 135 amino acids.